This is a messenger RNA of Laetiporus sulphureus 93-53, 628 nucleotides long. RefSeq lists its product as uncharacterized. The coding region runs from base 41 to 523 and encodes 160 amino acids. The record is from RefSeq and is a predicted model, not a curated record. NCBI's taxonomy places the organism in Eukaryota, Fungi, Basidiomycota, Agaricomycetes, Polyporales, Laetiporaceae. The transcript is spliced from 4 exons.
CCCGUUUACUCCACGCGAGCUAAUUAAUGUAGGCCACCGCAUGUAUCGCCUCAGCUAUUCACUUUCAAGUAGUCUACUCUACAUUCUGAUCUUCUGGAGAUCUCGACCGCGCAGCCCUAAAACAGCACUUCAUGCAUCGUGUUUGAAACUUUCUCCGCGUCUUGGAUUCCGUAAGGGCGCACAUCACGGACAAUUUUACGAAUUAUGGCGAUCUUCGCACGGCGUCUCUGGCCAGUCGUGUACUGCUCCAGCACCGAUGUCAAUCUUUUUUGGCCCGCAUCAUGAGCUCAAUAACGAGCUAGUGGGCACCAUGCAGGAUCAGAAGCCUGCCAGCAUCUUGCGGCGAGCCGCUGCAGCUCUUCUAUUACACGUUCGCUAUUUGCAUCCGGACCUUCUAUUCAUCGUACAGCCUCGUUGGCAAAUGGGUCGUUUUUCAAACACGAUUCUCCACGGAGCUGAAGCCCUUUGCGGGGAAGUCGUACCAAGUCGUCGGGUGCCGCUGGUCAGGCCAACGGUGGGAUAGGCUGCGCUGUCGCGCCAAAGUUUCAACAUUCUGCCACAAUAAAUGAACGUUGUUUUGAAGAGCGGUACUUUCUCAUUUCAAGGAUAUCUGUGUGCCGCACACGCC